Messenger RNA from Poecilia reticulata (guppy), 1372 nucleotides. RefSeq names its product calretinin-like. The record is from RefSeq and is a predicted model, not a curated record. Gene Ontology annotation, molecular function: calcium ion binding. Gene Ontology annotation, cellular component: terminal bouton; nucleus; synapse. NCBI's taxonomy places the organism in Eukaryota, Metazoa, Chordata, Actinopteri, Cyprinodontiformes, Poeciliidae. Gene Ontology annotation, biological process: regulation of long-term synaptic potentiation; regulation of presynaptic cytosolic calcium ion concentration.
CCAACGGGUGGUUUAAAAAGCUCGGGCUGAGGAGGAGCCGCUCACAAAUCUGAGGAGCUCUGCACCGGGAAAAGUUUACCUCCAAGUACCACAGACCACCCAAAGGAGGGAGAACCCGCAGAGAUGGCAACUCAGGCGGAGCAGCUGCCCCACUUGCACCUGGCCGAGCUCACCGCGGCGCAGUUCAUCGACAUCUGGAAACAUUUUGACACAGACGGAAACGGCUACAUAGAGGGGAAGGAGCUGGAGAGCUUCUUCACAGAGCUGGAGACUGCGAGGCGAGGAGCCGGUGUGGAUCCCUCACAUGCUUUGUUCAAGGAGAAGUUGAAGGAGUUCAUGGCAAACUUUGACAAGAAUUCUGAUGGUAGAAUUGAGAUGUCUGAACUGGUCCAGAUUCUGCCGACGGAGGAGAACUUCCUGAUCUGUUUCAGAGAGUUUGUGAGAUCCAGUGCUGAAUUCAUGGAUGCUUGGCGGAGAUAUGACACUGAUCGUAGCGGAUACAUCGAGUCCAACGAGCUGAAGGGUUUCCUGUCAGACCUGCUGAAGAAGGCCAACAGAGACUACGAUGACAAGAAGCUCAACGAGUACACACAGACAAUCCUGAGGAUGUUUGACCUGAAUGGUGACGGUAAGCUGGGCCUCUCUGAGAUGGCGAGGCUUCUGCCGGUCCAGGAGAACUUCCUGCUCAAAUUUCAGGGCAUCAGACUCACCGUCAAGGAGUUUGACUCUCUCUUCACUUUCUAUGACAAGGACGGUAACGGCUACAUUGAUGAGCAGGAGCUGGAUGCUCUGCUGAAGGACCUCUGUGACAAGAACAAAAUGGACUUGGACUCAACCGGGCUGGUGGACUACAAAAAGAGCAUCAUGGCUCUGGCUGACAGGGGGAAGCUGUACCGCACUGAGAUGGAGAUCGUCCUGUGCCGGGACUCCACGCUGUGACCCGCUCGCCUGCCUCCCUGCCUCCCGCCUGCCUGCCUGCCCGGCUGCCUGCCUGCCCGGGACCCUCCUGUCUUCCUGCACUGCUUCCUCCUUCCUACCUCUCAAUGUAGCCUGGUGCAUGUGUGACCAGAAACAGUGCGCCUGAAAGCACAGAAAAUACCUGCUGACUUUUCUUUUCUUCAUCAAAGUACAGCUGUUUAUCGAGAUUUAAAUGGCAAGUGAGGAAUCUUGUGUAUUAUGCAUUUGUAUCUUUAACUCAAUCACAUAUGUUCCCUGUAGUUUUAGAGGAGGAACUCUGUUCUGUUGGCAUCUCAUUGUUUUUGUUUAUUUCAGGUUAUUUUCUUAUAAUGUUCUUGUUUUGUUUCACGAGGCUGGUACUGUUCUAUGGAAAUAUACAAAUGAGAGAAUAAAUAAAUGCAACAUAAAUACAGAA